CAAAAUAGAAAAAUAGUAUGCAAACCAGACCCGACCCGAUACAUACGCAAGUGAUUCUUUCUCCCUUCUUAUUAGACUCUCUCUUGCGUCUCACUCCAGUAUAUUCUCUUCCAUUGUAUUGAAAGCUCUGCGGCUAUGGCGGCAUCUGCCCUAGUAAUGGAACCGAGCCCUUUGGAGCCACCGGCUUCUUUCCCGUCGACGAAAUCUGACCCAUGUCUUUCCGAACAGCACCAGUCCUCCGACGAGGACGAUCUCUACAGUCGUCUCAAGUCGCUGCAACGCCAGCUCGAGUUCAUCGACAUCCAGGAGGAGUACGUCAAGGACGAGCAGAAGAAUCUCAAGCGAGAACUUCUUCGGGCCCAAGAAGAGGUCAAGAGGAUCCAGUCGGUUCCCCUCGUCAUUGGCCAGUUCAUGGAAAUGGUUGAUCAGAAUAAUGGGAUAGUGGGCUCAACCACCGGCUCCAAUUACUACGUCAGGAUUCUCAGCACCAUCAAUCGGGAACUUCUCAAGCCCUCUGCUUCUGUUGCUUUGCAUCGCCAUUCGAAUGCCCUUGUUGAUGUUCUUCCUCCCGAGGCCGACUCCAGUAUCUCCCUUCUCAGCCAGUCGGAGAAGCCUGAUGUCACCUAUUCUGAUAUUGGUGGAUGUGACAUUCAGAAGCAAGAAAUCCGUGAAGCUGUGGAACUACCGCUUACUCACCAUGAACUAUACAAACAAAUUGGUAUAGACCCUCCACGCGGUGUUUUGCUCUAUGGUCCUCCUGGCACUGGUAAAACUAUGCUAGCCAAGGCUGUUGCUAAUCACACAACUGCUGCCUUCAUCAGAGUUGUCGGUUCAGAGUUUGUCCAGAAGUAUUUGGGUGAGGGUCCUCGCAUGGUUCGUGAUGUCUUCCGUCUUGCCAAAGAGAAUGCCCCAGCAAUUAUUUUUAUUGAUGAAGUAGAUGCUAUAGCGACUGCUAGGUUUGAUGCUCAAACUGGAGCUGAUAGAGAAGUUCAGCGUAUACUCAUGGAGCUUCUCAAUCAGAUGGAUGGAUUUGAUCAAACAGUGAAUGUGAAGGUUAUCAUGGCUACUAAUCGAGCUGAUACUUUGGAUCCUGCACUUCUGCGUCCUGGACGGCUUGACCGGAAGAUUGAAUUUCCUUUGCCUGAUAGGAGGCAAAAGAGACUUGUUUUUCAGGUUUGCACUGCUAAAAUGAAUUUGAGUGACGAGGUGGAUCUAGAAGACUAUGUUUCUCGGCCAGAUAAAAUUAGUGCUGCUGAGAUUACUGCUAUAUGUCAAGAAGCAGGAAUGCACGCAGUUCGCAAAAAUCGGUACAUCAUUCUUCCUAAAGACUUCGAGAAGGGUUAUCGAACCAACGUGAAGAAACCUGAUACUGACUUUGAAUUUUACAAGUGAGCGCAGCAGGAAUACUAGUACUUUUGUGUAUUUUCUUUUUAAUGUUAAAACUUACAAAUGGGAAUUGUGGUAAUCAAUGAUUUUUAUUCUCUCUCUAGAUGGUUCUUUUUUAUGUGUUCUUUAUUUGAUCAGCUUCAGCUCUGUACUUUUGGUCGAUAAGAUUAACCAAUUUAUACGUUUGAACUUCAGAGA
Molecule: messenger RNA, 1584 nt
Organism: Humulus lupulus (European hop)
Lineage: Eukaryota; Viridiplantae; Streptophyta; Magnoliopsida; Rosales; Cannabaceae
Product: 26S proteasome regulatory subunit 6B homolog
Exons: 6
Coding region: 136-1392 (418 amino acids)
Biological process (GO): proteasome-mediated ubiquitin-dependent protein catabolic process
Cellular component (GO): proteasome regulatory particle, base subcomplex
Molecular function (GO): ATP hydrolysis activity; proteasome-activating activity; ATP binding
Source: RefSeq, a predicted model, not a curated record